This is a messenger RNA of Polyodon spathula (Mississippi paddlefish), 4064 nucleotides long. RefSeq names its product molybdenum cofactor synthesis 1 (gene mocs1). The transcript is spliced from 11 exons. Gene Ontology annotation, biological process: Mo-molybdopterin cofactor biosynthetic process. Lineage: Eukaryota; Metazoa; Chordata; Actinopteri; Acipenseriformes; Polyodontidae. The coding region runs from base 102 to 2657 and encodes 851 amino acids. The record is from RefSeq and is a predicted model, not a curated record. Gene Ontology annotation, molecular function: 4 iron, 4 sulfur cluster binding; GTP 3',8'-cyclase activity; metal ion binding.
UCCACAUAGCGACAACUGUAGUGUGUUGUUCUGGGUCAAUUUUGACACUAUCUGCUGGCAUUGAAUGGUUUAGAAGCUACCUCGUUUUAUGAAGUACGGGGAUGGCAAUGGCGCUACAUGGUGGCAGAUUUCUCUGGCGGAGGCAGGCCCUUCCACAGGGUGUCUUGAAACGCUUUCCUUGGGGUACCCCGAGCAGGAUGCAGAGUUCUUAUUCAGGGGUAACGCAAGAGGAGAAGAGACUCGAGCUAGCUACUGCUGACCGCACUAAUGUCGCAGCAAAGACUGCGUCUCUGCAGGAGCUGGCGACCCCUGGUGGUGGGAGGAGGUUACUGAAGGAGGACCCGCUACCCUUCUCUGCCUUCCUGACUGACAGCUUUGGCAGGAAACACAGCUACCUGCGCAUCUCCCUCACUGAGAAGUGCAACCUCCGCUGCCAGUACUGCAUGCCGGAGGAGGGUGUGAAGCUGACCCCGCGCUCACAGCUCCUCUCCACAGAGGAAAUCGUGUCUCUGGCCCGGCUGUUUGUCCAGGAAGGGGUGGACAAGAUCCGGCUGACUGGCGGGGAGCCUCUGAUCAGGCCCGACGUCGUCAACAUCAUUGCGGAGCUGCGGAAGCUGGAGGGUCUGAAGACCAUCGCUGUGACGACGAACGGCAUGAACCUGGCACGUCUGCUUCCCAGUCUGAAGGAGGCGGGGCUCAAUCUGAUCAACAUCAGCCUGGACUCGCUGGUGCCGGCCAAGUUCGAGUUCAUUGUGCGCAGGAAAGGCUUCCACAAGGUAAUGGACGGAAUCAACAAAGCAAUUGAACUGGGCUACAACCCUGUUAAAGUGAACUGCGUGGUGAUGAGGGGGCUGAACGAGGAUGAGCUGCUGGACUUCGUUUCACUGACGGAAGACAAGCCCCUGGAUGUGCGCUUCAUUGAGUACAUGCCUUUUGACGGCAACAAGUGGAACUUUAAGAAGAUGGUGAGCUACCAGGAAAUGCUGGACCGGAUCAGGCAGGAGUGGCCCGGACUGGAGCAGCUUCCAGCUGGAGGCACGGACACGGCCAAGACCUACAAGGUUCCUGGUUUCCAAGGGCAGGUGGGUUUCAUCACCUCCAUGUCGGAGCACUUCUGCGGGUCGUGUAACCGCCUGCGCAUCACUGCGGACGGGAACCUCAAGGUCUGCCUGUUUGGGAAUGUGGAGGUUUCCCUGCGGGAUUGUCUACGAUCGGGAGCAGGGGAGGAGGAGCUGCUGCAAAUCAUUGGAGCGGCCGUUGGGAGGAAGAAGAGACAACACGCAGGUAUGUUCAACAUAUCCCAGAUGAAGAACCGGCCCAUGAUCCUGAUCGCAGGCGAGCUGCAAAGGUCCCUGCCACUGCCCCGAUGCCCUCCCUCAAGACUCCAACACCACAAGUGGGCGAUGUGGACACACAUCGUGGACCAGUGGAUGAUGCCCUUUAAAGAGUGUUGGAACCCUAUUUUACCCUUUGCGAAACUAGCAAUGCAAACCUCAUUGUCUUCAGGAAGACUGUGCCACACUAAUGCAGUGGACUCAGGGAGCAGGACAGAUACACAGUGCCUUAGUUGUAGCGCCGACUCCAACACAUCACAUGCAAUCUUUUACACCAACUUGGGACAGGGAUCUGGUACAGGGGUGGGCGCUUAUUCCAACGCACUUGCAGAUCAUUGGAACAAGGAUGCUUGUCUCAGAAAAUCCUAUGGCAUUAUUUUUGCUGAAGAUGGCCACGUAAUUACCUCUGACGCACACACAAGGGACUGUGAUAAGUUUACUCUGCAUGAGUCCUCCCCGAAAAUGGAUUCUGAUACAGAGAAAAACAAUUAUUUAAACAUACGCACAAGCAAACGGGACUUAAAUAUUUAUCUUGGAAAAGACAAUGAACCUCUCACCCUCAAUGAGGGCAGAGAUUUAUUCAGUGAAGCUGAUAUUUCCAAUCUAGAGGAACACAUAUGCAGUCCGGUCACUGAGAAUCCCCUUGAAAGUGCCAAAGGCCAUUCCGUCCCAAAAGACUUGCGUAAUCCUGGAACUGCCAGUUCGAAAACAAACAGCAAAUUCACAUUGCAUGCAGGCCUUGAUGUUGCAGCCCAAACAGCUUUCCAAAAGAGUGAGUGGACAUCUCCUGCUUGUUUAGAACCAUCCCUUGAUGAUGGAGCCAGCAGUGGGGCAGCCAGGACUUCUGAUCAUCUGACACACACCGACUCGAAGGGCAAGGCCUCCAUGGUGGACGUUGGCGGAAAGCCCAUCACUCGCCGCUCAGCUGUUGCCCGUGCUACAGUCCAGCUUGGGGAGAAGGCCUUCAAGCUGGUAAGGCAGAACCAGCUAGCCAAGGGCGACGCUUUGGCGGUGGCGCAGAUAGCUGGCAUCCUGGCAGCCAAACAGACAAGCAGUCUGAUCCCGCUGUGCCACCCGCUACCCUUAGACAAGGUGGAAGUCUCUCUGCAUCUGGAGGAGUUAGGGUGGUUUGCUGUCGUCACGGCGACCUGCCUUACCAGCGGGCGCACAGGGGUGGAGAUGGAGGCACUGACUGCAGCCUCAGUGGCAGCCCUGACCCUCUAUGAUAUGUGCAAGGCCGUCACCCAUGACAUCGUCAUUCAGGAGCUCAAGCUGCUCAGCAAGACGGGGGGCCAGAGAGGGGAUUUCCAACGGGCCACCUAAGUUGCACAGAUCCCAAAUGUAGGUGCACAAUAAGCCCAAGGAGCUCUGUGGAGCCCAUCCCUUUAUCUUCCUUCGACUUCUUGAUGACUGCCAACAAGCAGCAUGCACAGAUGGCUCGACAAUGCAGGGAUUCACAGAUUGGCAGGGAAAAGUUAAGGAUGUUCUAACAUGCAGCCUGCAAAGCCUCUCAAAAUCUCUCAAAAUCUCCUUUAUGUAAAUGAUGUUUCUAAGUAGCAAGGUGGCAUGAUCACUGAUAACCAGUUAUGGUUGUCUACCAUUUUAAACUAAAGUUUCUUCAAAUGAAAUUUGCCUGAGCUAAUUGGAUACCUGGUCUUACCAGUCAAUAAAUAAGAAAAUAUUUUCUUUUUUUUUUUUUCCCAAAGAAGGGCAUCUUGAAUAAGCAACCUUCAUUAAAAUACUGCCUGAUCAGGAGACUUGACAGCCUUUGUUCACCCCCUUCCUAAUGUCAACUGCAAGAGCUCCAGUAGUGGGAACACCAUGCUUUAGAUCCUUGAAAUGGGUCCCUUAUCUUUGUGCACCAAUAAUAUGAAAACCAGCAUCCCAAACAGUGCAUGCAAUCCCUUUGUGAGUUUUGGUUGUUAUUUAAGAGCCUGUAAAAACAGCAGGGACGAAACCCAUUAAAAUGAUCUCAAACUGGAGGUGUAUUCUGAUGGACCAUCUCAUAGAUCAGUUGAAAUGACCAUCAUUUAUAUAAAUAAAUUUCCUGUAUUUGUCUUCAGUCUGUAAUUUGUGGAGGCUACAAUCCUGAAGUUCAAUGAAUAUAAUGCAAUGUGGUUUUUUUUGUUUGUUUUGGUUUUUUUGGGGCUCAUUUUCCAUAUUGAAAACCGUAACGUUUUCGGUUUCAAAUCUUUUACAUCACUGACUUUGUCAUGGGAAGAAAUGGCAAUAUUUCCUGUUCUUGACUUUCGAUGUAAUGCACUGUGUACCCUUUCUGUUAGCAGCUCCCCAAGUUAACAGUUUGCACACCCCAUAGCUGCUUUUAAGCAUGCCUUUUUGUACUAACUAACCACCAAUACUCGUCCAUUAAAUCCUAAAAGUGUGUUUGAUUUGCAAGCAAUGUUUGUAACCCCACUGAAAAUAAAAAUACAAGACCAGAACGGAAGCUUAUUAAGAUUACAGUAUUUCUAUUCACUUCUGUUGUACAAAGUAAUAUCUAUCUUUUUAAAAAUUGAUAUUUUUGUUGGUUGGUUAACGAAAACUCUUAGAAUGGAAAAGAUCAGUACAUUGUUCCAUCCUACAGCAGGAAGCUCAUUUGAUUAUAUUUUCUUUAACUGUGGUGGCGCUGCCCCCUUGUGGCUUUCAGUGGAAUAAUUAAUACCACGGGAAGGCUUUUCAAGCCAUCAAGAUACUCCUUUCUACCACAGGGGUGGGGGGGGUGUGUGUGUU